Hemibagrus wyckioides is the source of this 1377-nucleotide messenger RNA. It is a transcript of the gene cd7al, whose product is annotated as cd7 antigen-like. The record is from RefSeq and is a predicted model, not a curated record. Gene Ontology annotation, biological process: adaptive immune response. The coding region runs from base 92 to 775 and encodes 227 amino acids. The transcript has 4 exons. Lineage: Eukaryota; Metazoa; Chordata; Actinopteri; Siluriformes; Bagridae. Gene Ontology annotation, molecular function: signaling receptor activity. Gene Ontology annotation, cellular component: membrane.
CCUGUUCCAGCACACACACACACACACACACACACCAGGGCUGAUUUCAGUUGUAUUCUGUUGGUUGGUGUGAGAACUCGUACAGAGCGGGAUGGAGACCUGGCUGCUGAAGCAUCGGCGACUUUCUCUCUGCUUCUUCAUCACCUUUAUCUCCACAGCGUUCGGUGAGGUCUUGUAUCUCCACGCACUUCGCAACUCCUCCAUCGAGUUCUCCUGCGUUCCUCCUGGAGUCCAAACACCGUUCGGCUUCGCUCUGAGACGGGAAUGGAUUCAGAAAAAAGAAGUGCUGUAUCACAACUUCGCCGCCCAGGCCUACGUUAAAGAUCACACGCUUGAGGGUCGCAUCGAGGAUCGAGUAGUCGACCGGAACCAAGCGGUCAACGUGAGCAUCACGGGGUUGCAGGGCUAUGACACUGACCUGUACGUCUGUACGUUCCACUACAACACACAUGGAGCCAUUCAGAACCACUCAGGGAGGAACAAGUUCAUGCUCUACGUGAAAGGUGACUAUUACGAGCCAUGUAGCUGCCCCAGUUACACACUGCUGCUCCUGUCUCUGUCUGCGGGAGCCGGUAUGCUCUUCAUCACCCUCCUCAUCAUCGCUGCGGUGCAUUGUAUGAAGCCCAGUAGGAGAGGACAGCUGAAGUCUCAGCACUCGGUUCCUAUCUAUGAGGAGAUGAACGGUGUGAGGGAGAAGCCAGUCUUGGGGCUACAGGAGGAAGACAUCUCCUCUCUCUAUGUUAAGCCCAGAAAAGAGAAUCCCUACAUCAACUGAGUUGUGACCUCUGACCUCUGAAUAAAACAUUAAACUCUUCACAAGUUAAAAAAAAGUCCCAAAAACUUCAUAAGAAGAUUUACUGGUAAAUUUGUUCUUAAAUUCUGAUCAGUAAUUUUCGUAAUACAAUUGAAUAGAGAUGGGGCGGUGGCUUAGUGGUUAGCACAUGCACCUCACUGUGUGUGUGGAGUUUGUAUGUUCUCCAUGUGCUUGGUGGGUUUCCUCUGGGUGCUCCGGGUUUCCUCCCACAGUCCAAAGACAUGCUUCUAGGCUGAUUGGAGUCUCUAAAUUGUGUGCAUGUGUGUGUGUGUGUGUGUGCGUGCGUGUGUGUGUGCCCCACGAUGGGUUGGUAUCCUGCCUUGAUGCCCGAUGACGCCUGAGAGUCACAGGCUCCCCGUGACCCGAGGAUAGAUCAGAUAAACAGUACAGACAAUCAAAUGAAAAAAAAAAUUAAAUACAAAUAUUAUUAUUAUUAUUAAUUACUAAUAUUAAUAUUAAUUAAUUAACUAUUAUUAUUAAUAAUAAAAAUGAUAUAUAAUUAUAUAUUAUAGUAUAUAAUAUAUAACAUAUAUAAUUUAAAAAUAUUAAUAGAUAAAAUAUUA